Molecule: messenger RNA, 913 nt
Organism: Cheilinus undulatus (humphead wrasse)
Lineage: Eukaryota; Metazoa; Chordata; Actinopteri; Labriformes; Labridae
Gene: psenen
Product: presenilin enhancer, gamma-secretase subunit
Exons: 5
Coding region: 153-482 (109 amino acids)
Biological process (GO): Notch receptor processing
Cellular component (GO): gamma-secretase complex
Source: RefSeq, a predicted model, not a curated record
GUAGAAGAAGUAGAACGCCGAUAGAGAAAAAGGAAGUUCCGCGUAUUUUCAUCUGGUUUAAAGAACGUUUCCAUCAGAGUUGCUCUACAUCCAACCAAAAUAAGCAACUAUGGAGACACUCAUUUUUCCCCAACUCAUCGUGGUUAUGACAAAUGGAGCGCAAACAACUGCAAAAGAUGAACCUGGAGAGGCUUCCCAACGAAGAAAAGCUGAGCCUAUGCAGAAAAUAUUAUUUGGGUGGAUUUGCAUUCCUCCCAUUUCUGUGGUUGGUCAAUGUGGUUUGGUUUUUCCGGGAGGCCUUUGUUAAACCUGUCUACAGUGAACAGCCCCAGAUAAAGACCUAUGUAAAGAGGUCAGGACUGGGAUUGCUACUUUGGAUUGCCAUUCUCACCACCUGGAUAACUAUUUACCAGCAAUUCAGAGCAGAGUGGGGUGAAGUGGGGGAUUACCUCUCCUUUACAAUCCCGCUGGGCAUCCCAUGAUUUUUUUGACAGCAGGUUCAGUGAUCUACCUUAAUGGACCAAAUAAUUCUCCUUCCUUAACUGCAUUGUACAUUUUGACAGAAUAGUCUGCUCUCAGCCACUAAAUCCAUUGUUUUGAAAAAGUUUACAGAGUAAGCAGAAUUUCAAAUGUUUUUAAGAAAAUGUGUAGAAUUAAAAAUUCCUGUCUCCAAGCCAUUUCAGAAGAUUUGUUGGUUUUAGGUUAAUAACAUUACAUAGCAGAUAGUCUUAUCCAACAUGACAGUAUCACAGUUUCUAAUAAUAAAACUUGAUGCGUUUUCAGAUUAGUCCAGGACAUUGAACAUCAGGGUCCCAAUUCUUUCCUUCUUGACUAUAAAUCUUGUUACCUGGGCAUGAUUGUGCACCCAAAACUAUUUUUACUUGUAUAUAAUGAAUAAAAAACCACAAAGCUA